Messenger RNA from Nothoprocta perdicaria, 657 nucleotides. RefSeq names its product goosecoid homeobox 2 (gene GSC2). The record is from RefSeq and is a predicted model, not a curated record. Gene Ontology annotation, cellular component: nucleus. The coding region runs from base 1 to 657 and encodes 218 amino acids. NCBI's taxonomy places the organism in Eukaryota, Metazoa, Chordata, Aves, Tinamiformes, Tinamidae. The transcript has 3 exons. Gene Ontology annotation, molecular function: DNA-binding transcription factor activity, RNA polymerase II-specific; RNA polymerase II cis-regulatory region sequence-specific DNA binding. Gene Ontology annotation, biological process: regulation of transcription by RNA polymerase II.
AUGUCUUCGGAGCCAGUGCCCGGCGCUGAAAGCAGCAGGAGAGGCCCGAAGCAGCCGUGCUCGUUCAGCAUCGAGAACAUCCUCUCCAGCCCGGCAGGGAGAAGCCCCCCGCUCCUGGUGCCCUUGUGCCUCCAGGGGCUCCUGGACUGUGCCCCCGGGCGGCUGUGYGAGCUCGAGGGGGUCGCAGCCGGCCCCCUGCGCGAGGAGGAUGAYGAGGAGGAAGAGCUGGAAGCUGCAGGUUGCGGCUGCUGCUGCUGUUCGCACGUGAGCGCCCGUUCCCUGCAGGACUCGCCGAGCUGGCUGGCCGCCCGGCUGCCCUGGCCCGUGCGGCUGCUGCGCUCCGCGGCCGGCGCCGGCACGAGGCCGCGGGGCGGCCCGGGCGAGCGGCAGGGCUUGCAGCAGGCGCAGCGGCGCACGCGGCGCCAUCGCACCAUCUUCACCGAGGAGCAGCUGCGGGCCCUGGAGACGCUUUUCCACCAGAACCAGUACCCAGACGUCAUCACCAGGGAGCACCUCGCAAACCGCAUUCACUUGAAGGAGGAGAGGGUAGAGGUUUGGUUUAAAAAUCGCCGGGCCAAGUGGCGGCAUCAGAAGAGGGYGACAGCUUCAGCUCUGCUCCUCCAAGGCCCCAUGCAGUCCCCAGAGGAGAGCUGCUAG